ACCGCGGCGGCGGGGCUGUCUCAAGCCGCCGUCCCGCCCCUCCCGUCCGGCUGCCGCUGCCACCGUCUCUGUCGCCGCCGCCGCUGCCUGGGGCUUGGUCGAGGUGGACGGUGGGUUUGGGCCGGAGUGUGGCACCGGUGCCGCUGCGUGAAGGGGCCAGCGGGCAGUCAGAAAAUGGGUAAGAAGAGUCGAGUAAAAACACAAAAAUCAGGCACUGGUGCUACAGCAAGUGUGUCACCAAAGGAAACCUUGAACCUGACUAGUGAACUACUGCAGAAAUGCAGUAGCCCUGCUCCCGGCCCAGGGAAAGAGUGGGAAGAAUAUGUGCAGAUCCGGUCUCUAGUGGAGAAAAUACGGAAAAAGCAAAAAGGUCUGUCUGUUACUUUUGAUGGAAAAAGAGAAGAUUACUUUCCUAAUCUAAUGAAAUGGGCCUCUGAAAAUGGAGCUUCGGUUGAGGGUUUUGAAAUGGUUAAUUUCAAAGAAGAGGGCUUUGGUUUGAGAGCCACAAGAGAUAUCAAGGCAGAAGAAUUAUUUUUAUGGGUUCCACGGAAAUUACUAAUGACUGUUGAAUCUGCUAAAAAUUCUGUUUUGGGACCCUUAUAUUCUCAAGACCGAAUUCUUCAAGCCAUGGGAAAUAUUACACUGGCCUUUCACCUGCUGUGUGAGCGUGCCGACCCUAACUCCUUCUGGCAGCCCUACAUUCAGACCCUGCCCAGCGAGUACGACACCCCUCUCUACUUUGAGGAAGAUGAAGUCCGGUCUCUGCAGUCCACACAGGCUGUCCACGAUGUCUUCAGCCAGUAUAAGAACACAGCUCGGCAGUACGCCUACUUCUACAAGGUCAUCCAGACCCAUCCUCAUGCCAACAAACUGCCCUUGAAGGAUUCUUUCACUUAUGAGGACUACAGGUGGGCAGUCUCUUCUGUGAUGACACGACAAAACCAGAUUCCCACGGAGGACGGUUCCCGGGUGACCCUGGCUCUCAUUCCUCUGUGGGACAUGUGCAAUCACACCAAUGGCCUGAUCACCACUGGGUACAACCUGGAGGACGACCGCUGUGAAUGUGUGGCUCUGCAGGACUUCCGGGCUGGAGAGCAGAUUUACAUUUUUUAUGGCACUCGGUCAAAUGCAGAGUUUGUGAUCCACAGUGGUUUUUUCUUUGACAAUAAUUCACACGACAGAGUGAAAAUAAAGCUUGGAGUGAGUAAAAGUGACAGGCUCUACGCGAUGAAGGCUGAGGUGUUGGCCCGCGCUGGCAUCCCCACGUCCAGCGUGUUCGCCUUGCACUUUACAGAGCCGCCCAUCUCUGCCCAGCUGCUGGCUUUUCUCCGAGUAUUCUGCAUGACCGAAGAAGAACUGAAGGACCAUUUGCUAGGAGAUAAUGCUAUCGACAAAAUCUUCACCUUGGGUAACUCUGAGUAUCCUGUGAGCUGGGACAACGAGGUCAAACUCUGGACAUUUCUUGAAGAUCGAGCCUCGCUUCUUUUAAAAACAUACAAGACAACCAGUGAGGAAGACAAGUCCUUCUUGAAAAACCACGACCUUUCUGUUCGUGCGAGAAUGGCCAUCAAGUUGCGCUUGGGUGAAAAAGAGAUUUUGGAAAAGGCAGUGAAGAGUGCAGCUGCCAACCGGGAGUCUUACCGCAAGCAGAUGGAGGAGGGGGCGCCGCUGCCCAAGUAUGAGGAGAGUAACCCAGGGCUGCUGGAGGGCGGCGGGGCGGACUCGAGGCUGCCCCUGGUCCUGCGCAGCCUGGAGGAGGAGGCUGGCGUGCAGGAGGCCCUCACCCUCUCUGAGGUUGUCAGCCGAGCAAAGGCUGCGGAAAACGGGCUCAUCAGUGGCCAAAACUCUAUUCCCAACGGGGCCAGGUUAGAAAAGGAAAGUUUAGACCCAGAGGAAAGGAAAAGAGCGACUGAAGAUGCCAAAGAACCUUCAGAGAGCGCCGAGGGAGUCGGCGAGCAGCUCUGAGGGCGCUCUGCCUGGAGCUCGUUCCGAUUUAUGGACAGCCCCCUGACAUCGCUGUGGUCCCUGGUUUCACGUUUUUGUUGUGUUUUUUUUCUUUUCUGCAGAGAGGAAAGUGUUUUUGCUGCUUUAUAUAAAAAUAAUUUUUUUAAGUUAUUUAAAAAAUCUAGCUUCCCUUUUUGAUUAAGAUUGCCAUCUUGCUUUUAGGCAAAACAAGUUAUCAAACCAUGACAGCGAAGGGGGAAGAGAGGUGCCGUGGAAGAUUGUGCAGAGCCAUUGUGGGCAAAGUAUUUUCUUCCUGGGGAAGAAUUAGCUCCUCUCUCAGCUGUGCUUUUGUGGGCCUGUCAUCAUGACAGCCAGAAUGAGGCCUGCUCUGCCUCCUGCCAAACAGGACGUGGUGGGGGCUGGGGGCUCCGUGUGGGAAGGGGGUGCAGUUGUACAGCCGAGAACGGGCUUGAGGUUUGGAAACUUGUCUGCAGAAUCUUUUUUUCCCCUAAAAAUUUAACACUCCAUUACCAAAAGGAGAGGUAAGGUGGCAACCUUAUUUUUAAUAGUUUUAAAUGUUGACGAUAACCCUAAUUAUAUAAUUAUACACACACCUAGUGAUUUCUAAAGAUUUGUUUACUUUUUGUGUUUUGUUUACUGUAUUAAGAAUGUGUCCUUUCUCCUUGAAUCAACGUAGGACAUGCAUCAUUCCUAGUUUCAAAUGUUGGCCCUGCGCUUAAAGUGAUGCAUUUGAUUUCCAGUGUUGGGAGCGGAGUUUGCAAACCCAGCGGCUGUUUUCUGCGACCAGGUUCAGAGUGAGGUGGCUUCCUGGCGCUUCUGGUUUUCACAACAAGCUAGAGAUUUUCAAAGCUACACUUUUGAGUAAAAAGCCUUAUUAAAAGGAAAAUGUGAUUAAUA
Molecule: messenger RNA, 2862 nt
Organism: Myotis lucifugus (little brown bat)
Lineage: Eukaryota; Metazoa; Chordata; Mammalia; Chiroptera; Vespertilionidae
Gene: SETD3
Product: SET domain containing 3
Exons: 13
Coding region: 175-1965 (596 amino acids)
Biological process (GO): positive regulation of transcription by RNA polymerase II; peptidyl-lysine monomethylation; peptidyl-lysine dimethylation
Molecular function (GO): transcription coactivator activity; protein-L-histidine N-tele-methyltransferase activity; histone H3K4 methyltransferase activity
Source: RefSeq, a predicted model, not a curated record